Olea europaea var. sylvestris is the source of this 3534-nucleotide messenger RNA. RefSeq names its product zinc protease PQQL-like. Gene Ontology annotation, cellular component: cytosolic small ribosomal subunit; ribosome. The record is from RefSeq and is a predicted model, not a curated record. Gene Ontology annotation, biological process: translation. NCBI's taxonomy places the organism in Eukaryota, Viridiplantae, Streptophyta, Magnoliopsida, Lamiales, Oleaceae. Gene Ontology annotation, molecular function: ADP binding; structural constituent of ribosome; protein binding. Bases 521 to 3403 code for a protein of 960 amino acids. The transcript has 5 exons.
CCACAAAGUGUCAUUUAUACCCUUUUUUUAAUACAAAAGCUUCAAUUUUCUCCCGAACUCCAAUCACCAUUCGCCCGACAGUUUCUUUGUAGUUUCUCGAGGAAGAAAAAGUGCAUCAACGACGGUUUCUUUAUAGUUUCUUGAGGAAGAAUGAUGCUGCUGGUCCAAUUUAAAUUGAACCUAGCCUGUUUCUUCUUAAAUCUGCCACUGAAGUAGCUUCAUAUUUCCAUUCAUCGGCUUGGAAACCAUUUCAAGAACACAAGGUAAAUUGGUUUCUCUUCUCUUUUGGCUCAUCAGCUUCUUGCCGUAAAACUCCAGCAUUGUUUUGACUGUGAGAGGAACCUCCUAUUUCUUCUGGCUCAUCAGCUUCUUGUUGCAAAAACUCCAUCAUUAGUUUUGACUUUGAGAGCUUGGAAACAAUUACAAGAACACAAGGCAGAUCGGUUUCUCUUCUCUUCUGGCUCAUCAGCUUCUUUCUGUUAAAACUCCAGUGUCAAUUUUGACUUUGAGAGGCAAUACCAUGGGUGACAUGCUAGCAAACAUUGCGGUGAAUGCAGCAAGUGAUUAUUACAACCUUGAGACAAAAAUGCAAAAUCUUAAGAGGAAGCUUGAACUACUCAAUUGUCAAGAAGCUGAUGUGGUUGCAAGGCUAGGAGAGGAAGAAUGUCUUCCAGGGAAAAGGCGAAAACAUGUGGUCCAAUAUUGGUUGAGUGAAGUAGUAUCAAAGCAAAAAGAAUUUGAAAGCUUGGAAGCAGAUGUGAACCAAAAUAGACGGGCUUGGCGUGUGUCCUUGGCAAAACGUGCUGAUAAAAUGUUUGAGGAAGUGACAAUACUUACUGAUCAAGGUGCAUUUUCUGAGGGAGUUGUACUAGCUGUUAGCGAGACAAUAAAGGAGAAAUUUGUAACUGCAGAAUGGAAAGGCCAAGGUUUUAAAGAAAAAUUCCAUGGAGUUUGGACGUAUUUAUUGGGGAAUGGGGUGUCAAGUAUUGGCAUCUAUGGUAUGGGAGGAGUUGGUAAAACAACUCUGGCACAAUGUAUCUAUAAUGAGCUCAAGAAUGAAAAUUUGUUCUACGGUAAUAUAUUCUGGUUCACCGUCUCACAAGAUUUAAACAUUUACAAGUUACAGAAUGACAUUGGAAAAGCAUUGAAUCUAGAUCUUUUCGAUGAAGAUGAUGAGCACAAGAGGGCAGCCAAAUUGGGUUGGGCCUUGGAGAGAAGAAAGAAAUUCGUACUCAUUUUGGAUGAUGUCUGGAAUUCUUUUCCGUACCAGAAGAUUGGAAUUUCUCCCUCUCAUGCUGAAUAUGAAUUUAAGAUGAUAGUAAUUAGUCGAUCACUAGAGGUGUGUCUUAAAAUGGAAUGCCAAGAAUGUCUAAAAGUUGAUAUUCUUUCGGAUGAAGAAGCUUGGGAGCUAUUUAUGAACAAACAUAGCAAUGGCAAAGAACUUCCACCCAAAGUCAAAGAGAUAGCAAGAGAAGUGGUAAAGGAGUGUGCUGGUUUGCCUCUUGCAAUUGUCACCAUGGCUGGAAGCUUGAGGGGUGUGGUUGACAUUCGUGAGUGGAGGGAUGCCCUGGAAGAACUGAAAGAAUCUUGUGUGGGACAAGAUGACAUGGAAAAUAAGGUGUUUCCGAUACUCUUGUGGAGUUUUAAUCGAUUGAGGGAUCCAAUACUAAAGAGUUGUUUCUUGUAUUGUUCUCUGUAUCCCGAAGACUUCCAUAUAAAUAGAUACGAAUUGAUCCAAAAUUUUAUUUCAGAGGAGAUGAUGGAAAGAAGAACAAGCAGGCAAGCAUACUUUGACCAAGGUCACAAAAUAUUGAAUAAAUUGGUGAACGUUUGCUUAUUGGAAACAUGGGGAGGCGAACAUGUGAAGAUGCAUGAUCUAAUAAGAGACAUGGCUUUAAAGAUCACUAAAGAUAAAUGGAUGGUAAAAGCUGGACUUCAGUUAAAGGAAAUACCAAAGGAGCAGGAAUGGAAGGAAGAUUUGGAUAAGGUUUCCUUAAUGCGAAACAAUAUAAAUAAUAUUUGGAGCGUCGCAUCACCCAAGUGUCCUAAACUUUCAACCUUGCUUUUAAACUUCUGUCCUCUGAAGUCGAUUCCAGAUUCAUUCUUUUUGCAUAUGCGUGGCCUGCAUGUUCUCAAUUUGAGUAACACUCUGAUUGAGUACUUGCCCAAUUCCAUCUCGGGAUUGGAGGAACUUAAUGCAUUAUUGCUCGGAGGUUGUCAGAGACUCAAGUUUGUGCCACCAUUGGAAAACCUCAAGGCACUGAAAGAGCUGGACCUCAGUUAUACUGGCAUUAAGGAAAUACCCCGAGGCGUGGAAAGUUUAACCAAUCUCAAAUGCUUGGACACAAUUCGCUCUUGUAUAAGAAAAAUUCCAACAGGGAUUUUACAAGGACUGUCACUUCAGCGUCUCUCACUCCCAACACGGAUGAGAAUACCAAUAGAUGAAGUUGCGGGAUUGAAACAACUGGAAGAAUUUUAUGGCAAAUUUCACAGCAUGCAUGAUUUCAACAUAUUUAUAAAGUCUCGACCAAGUGAUGGGAAGCUCAAUUUUUUUCAUAUUCUAGUAGGUAAGGAUAUUAUUUAUGAGAAAAAACUCUUCUUUCAAAGGUUUGAGGUUAAAAGGGUAACUUUUGGAAAAGACAGUCUAAAGAAAGGCAAAAGAGGCAAAGACGAGAUUAUGCUGCCACGAAAUGUCGAUUUCUUGAUGUUUGACAGGUGUGGUCUGUGUAGCUGCUUAUUUGAUGAUAUCCAAGGAUUAAAUAGUGCUACAGAAUUGAAGACCUGCUCUGUUUACGAGGAAGGAAUAGUGUGCAUUCUGAGAAUGUCGCUUGAGAUGGAACAACCGAUGGUGGAAGAAGAACAACAGUCUAGCUUGAUGCCACUCUAUUACCUUGAAGAUUUGAACCUUCAGAAGUUGCCGAAUUUUAUUGGUCUCAUCAGGUGGGAAGUAGCACCAGCAGUUGCACCACUUCCACGUGGCCUUUUUUCUCACCUUCGAAAAUUGUUGGUUGUGCAAUGUGGGAAAAUCAAGAAGCUUCUCCCUCGGAGUUUGGUACAGAACCUUCAUAACCUCAACGAGCUGAUUGUUGGUUCAUGUGCAAAACUGGAGGAGAUAAUAGGAGAUGAAGAAAGUGAUGGAGGCUUCAGUGCAGAAAGUAAUACCGUCAUCACCCUGCCAAGGUUAAAGAUUUUGGACCUUAGAGAUCUGCCAGAAUUGGAAAUCAUCUACAAGGGGACAAUAAUCUGUGAUUCCAUUAAGAAAAUUCAUAUGGAGCGUAUUACAAAAGUAAGGAAGGUGCCUUUUUCUCUGCCGCCUCUCGCAGUGACAGCAAUGAAGGAAGACGAGGGAGGAUGGUGGGAUUCAUUGGAGUGGGAGCAGCCCAAUGCCAACCGUGUUCUUUAAGCCUUCGUUCAUUCUACUGUUAGGCCUAUUAAUGUGUUGUCUGGGCUUAAAUAUGUAAUUAUUCUCUGUUCUUUGGGCUAUUUAUGGUUGUGGGCUUAUUAGGUCGAAAUUAAAAUCGAGGCUUUGUUUUC